AUGGAGCGGCAGUGGAGUAGUGAAUCUGGUGGGAAUGUGAUGGAGCGGCGGCAAUGGAGUAGUGAAUCUGGUGGUGGGAAUGUGAUGGAGCGGCGGCAGUGGAGUAGUGAAUCUGGUGGUGGGAAUGUGAUGGAGCGGCGGCAGUGGAGUAGUGAAUAUGGUGGGAAUGUGAUGUCUUCGUCGUCUUCCCCAUCACACUCACACUCACGUAAUGGUGGACAUGCUCGCUCAUCUUCCCUCACCGGAAUUUCAACCAUUAAAAGAACUCAGAAUGUUGCUGCUAAAGCCGCUGCUCAACGCCUCGCACAAGUCAUGGCUUCUCAGGCUGCCGAUGACGACGAUGACGACGGCGAUCUAGGAUUUCGCUACAGUGCUCCUCCUCCCCUCGCUCUCUCCAGGACCAGUCAUAGUCAUAGACCGGAAGAAGCAUUGUAUGUUCGCCCAGUAGUAGCAUCUAAUAAUAGUAAUCGACCGCCGCUCAACCACAGGAUUCCGCCUCCUCUUCUGCCCAAAGAUAAAAGAUUUCCCCUUCAACCAAAGGAUUUGGGAGACAACCGUGAGGCCUCUGCUCUUCGUGAUGAGGUCGAUGUGCUUAGGGAACAGAAUCAAAGUUUUUUUGACAAGCUUAGACUUGAGGAACAGAGAUGCAAGGAAGCAGAGGCCAGAGUUAAGGACCUUGAGAAACAGGUCGCUUCCCUUGGAGAAGGAGUAUCUUUGGAAGCUAAACUCUUUAGCAGAAAGGAAGCAGCAUUACGUCAAAGAGAGGCCGCACUGAAAAAUUCCCGAGAAUCAAAGGAUGGAGUUGAUCAGGAAAUCACAUCUCUACAGACUCAAGUUGAGCAUGCAAAAGUAGAGACUGAAGCCACAGUGAAACAACUGAGUGGAGCUGAAUCCGAAGUGAAAGCUCUCCGAUCAAUGACACAAAGAAUGGUAUUAACUCAGAAAGAAAUGGAGGAAGUUGUUCUUAAGAGGUGUUGGCUAGCUCGUUAUUGGGGUUUAGCCACAAAAUAUGGUAUCUGUGCAGAUGUUGCGGUUUCAAAGUAUGAACUUUGGUCAUCCUUAGCCCCUCUUCCAUUUGAGAUUGUUGUUUCUGCAGGACAAAAGGCCAAGGAGGAAUCCUGGGAAAAAGCAGGCGAUGAUGCGACAGAGAAGAGGAGCAAUCUUGUUCCAGACUUGAAUGAUCUUACUGGAGAAGGAAAUAUUGAAAGUAUGCUUUCGGUUGAAAUGGGACUCAAGGAGCUUGCUUCUUUAAAGGUUGAGGAUGCUAUUGUUCAAGCAUUUGCCCAACAACGGCGUCCAAGUCCAAAUUCUGCUCGACAACUAGUAUUAGAUAUUAAAUCACCAGGGGAUCCUAAGUUUAUGGAAGCAUUUGAGCUGAGUCCAGAGGAAUCUGAGGAUGUUCUUUUCAAGGAGGCCUGGCUGACUUAUUUUUGGAGAAGAGCCAAGGCUCAUGGUAUAGAGGAGAACGUCGCCAAAGAACGCCUUCUGUUUUGGAUUGGUCGAAGUAGGCAUUCACCUACUUCACACGACGCUGUUGAUGUGGAGCAAGGGCUUUUGGAGUUGCGGAAAUUGGGGAUUGAACACAGACUUUGGGAAGGAUCCAGAAAAGAAGUUGAUCAGGACUUGACUAUUGCACCAAAGAUUGGGCAUCAUGUGUCAAGUUGA
Molecule: messenger RNA, 1665 nt
Organism: Vicia faba (fava bean)
Lineage: Eukaryota; Viridiplantae; Streptophyta; Magnoliopsida; Fabales; Fabaceae
Source: the annotation of a GenBank genome assembly